Psilocybe cubensis is the source of this 840-nucleotide messenger RNA. RefSeq lists its product as uncharacterized. Lineage: Eukaryota; Fungi; Basidiomycota; Agaricomycetes; Agaricales; Agrocybaceae. Bases 1 to 840 code for a protein of 279 amino acids. The record is from RefSeq and is a predicted model, not a curated record. The transcript has 7 exons. Gene Ontology annotation, cellular component: cytoplasm.
AUGCAUUCGUUGUGUGUUGACAUCGAAAUUAGGUUCAAGCAUUCAGGAAAGCGAGAUAAGAUAUUUAUCGCGACCAAAGGGGGCUUUACUCGUGCUGGUACAAACAAUGACCCAGAAUUUCUUAAAGCUGCGUUAGAGUCUUCGUUGAAAAAUUUGGGAGUCGACACGAUCGACCUUUAUUAUCUUGCUCGCAUUCAACGUACCAUUCCUAUUGAGAAAACCGUCGCAGUACUUGCGGAAUUUGUCAAAGCCGGGAAGGUUAAAUACAUAGGCCUAUCUGAAUGCUCAGCUGCAACGCUUCGCCGUGCGCACGCUGUACAUCCCAUCACGGCGGUAGAGGUCGAAUACUCUCCCUUUGCACUCGAUAUAGAAGGGGAGAAAAACGGGCUACUGAAAACGUGUCGCGAGCUUGGAGUAGCUGUCGUAGCCUACUCCCCAUUGGGAAGGGGUGUUUUGACCGGUGCAUAUAAAUCUCCAGACGACUUCCAUCCUGAUGACUCGAGGAGGAAGCUCCCAAGGUUCUCCAACGAGGCUUUCCCAUACAUUUUAAGCCUCGUCGACGUUCUACAGGACAUUGCUAAAGCACACAAUGCGACGCCGGGACAAGUCACACUCGCGUGGAUUCUUGCUCAAGGAGAAGAUAUCAUUCCUAUCCCAGGGACAAAGACAGUCAAGUAUUUAUCAGAGAAUGCAGGCGCAGUCAACUUCAAAUUGACAGCAGAAGAAAUCAAAUCAAUCAGGCAGAGUGCGCAAAACCUGGAAUUGGUUGUUGGUGACCUGCCCCGAUACCCCGAUGGCCUUGCAGGUGACCUGUUUGCAGAUACCAUUGAAUUAUCGUAA